AUGCAGUUGAUAGGACCAGAAAUCAUUGUGGAAACUACAGAAUGGAUUGCACAAAUGAAGGAAAACCUCAUGAAGGCUAGAGAUAGACAAAAGAAGUAUGCUGACAAUCGAAGGAAACCGUUAGAGUUUCGGGAGCUUAGUAAUGUACACAAUGUGUUUCACGUGCCAAACCUUAAGAAAUGUUUAGCUGAUGAGACGACAUACGUCCCUUUGAAUGAAAUACGAGUAGACGACAACCUAAGUUUCAAAGAAGAACCUGUUGAAAUUAUGGAUCGAGAAGUCAAUAAGCUCAAGAGACAUAAGUAUACCAUUGUGAAAGUUUGUUGGAACUCACGUAGAGGCCAAGAGUUUACUUGGGAAUGA
Molecule: messenger RNA, 363 nt
Organism: Erigeron canadensis
Lineage: Eukaryota; Viridiplantae; Streptophyta; Magnoliopsida; Asterales; Asteraceae
Exons: 2
Coding region: 1-363 (120 amino acids)
Source: RefSeq, a predicted model, not a curated record